Hibiscus syriacus is the source of this 657-nucleotide messenger RNA. RefSeq lists its product as uncharacterized. NCBI's taxonomy places the organism in Eukaryota, Viridiplantae, Streptophyta, Magnoliopsida, Malvales, Malvaceae. The record is from RefSeq and is a predicted model, not a curated record. The coding region runs from base 13 to 435 and encodes 140 amino acids. The transcript has 3 exons.
AUCUUUUAGUGUAUGAGGAAACCCUUUGCAUCUGUAGCAAUGGCUCCUUUCUCUUUACGUUGCCGUCUCCAGACUUCCGCGCUGAGCAAUAAACGUUUCAAACCAAAGGCUAAGCAGGGGAUGAAGAACAUGGAAAAAAGCUUCAAAAGGUUGAAAUCAGAAAUGGAGGAGAUAAGCGAGGAGCAAAAGAGCAUCAGGGAAGGGCAAAGACAAGUUAAAGAAAAAUUUGAGAUGGUUGAGUCGGAGUGCGAGGAAUUGAAGAGGGAAACUAGACUCGUAAUCCAACAAAGUGCGAGGACUCAGGUUAAACUUGCUCUUAUGUUUCGCAUCCUCAAAGCAAGGGAAGCCGACGACUUGAGUACCGCGGCCACUCUCACUGAAAUGCUCCGUGAAAUAGUAGGAAGAGAGAGGGAGGAAAGCAAAGCUGACAUCUGAAUGGCUCUGACAAGCUUCCUCUUCGCUGCUGCCCCAAGAAUUAUGGAGUAAUUCGUCGGUGCUAUCUUUUAGCAUUGUCACUGCGGCUACUUAUGUUCUGGAUCUAUUUCUUUUCAUGUCUGGUAUGUUUUCGACUUUGCUAUUUAUUUUCUGUAGUGUUUUAUGGGGUUUAAUAUUGCAUAUGUAAAGACUUGAAAACUAGUAAACCAGUUAUGGUUGUCA